Anopheles merus is the source of this 1265-nucleotide messenger RNA. RefSeq lists its product as uncharacterized. The coding region runs from base 66 to 1028 and encodes 320 amino acids. The transcript has 2 exons. Lineage: Eukaryota; Metazoa; Arthropoda; Insecta; Diptera; Culicidae. Gene Ontology annotation, molecular function: zinc ion binding; nucleic acid binding. The record is from RefSeq and is a predicted model, not a curated record.
AAGAAAACAACAUUCCUGAAAUUGCCGCAACCGAUGCUGCUGCUCGUGCAACCAUUGACCGAGAAAUGAUACGUUCGCACAAAGUGAACCCCAACUCUGCUUUGGAGGAGCGCAUACGCCAGUUGGAACUAGAAAAAAACCUACUUUUACUCCAGAAAGAAAUGGCUGAGCUGAAGGCUACGACCGCUGGCGGAACGAGUGCCGACGUAAAUGCACUCGCUCCAGCGCGUGACGUUUUCGAGUGUGUUGCAGGCAUGGUGUCGCCGUUUUCUGGCGACAAAUCUGAAAGUAUCACUCCUUGGUUUGAGGAACUCGAAAAGGCAAUAGGCAUACUUCAACUUCACGACAUAUCGAUGUUAUAUGUUACACGCCGGCUUUUAGUUGGAACUGCGGCUAUAUUCGCAAAGACCGUGCAUGCGAGUAGCUAUGUUGAACUCAAAGUAAAGCUAACCGCAGCUUUCGGAAAAGGCCCUUCAUCGGAAUGUGUCUACGCUGAAUUGCGACGCCGGCGCCUUCUACCCACUGAAACAACAUUUCGAUAUGUAUUGGAAAUGGAAAAGAUAGCUAAAAAGGGAGCUGUACCCGAAGAAGAACUUAUUACUAUCAUCAUCGACAACAUGGGAGAUGCUAGCAACACGAGUGGUAUGCGAUACGCAGCCAACACACUGGAAGAUCUGAAGAAGUUUUUGGGGAAAUACGAACAACUGCGUAUGCUAAAAGCACCACCGUCAACUCGUGCUUCACCACGACAACCCGUCGGCAGUCUAGAAGCUUCAGAAAUUCGAUGCUUUAAUUGUUCGGCUUUUGGGCAUUAUCGUGAUAAGUGCCCGAAACCGCCUCGUCCACCAGGAGCCUGUUUUCACUGUCAUCAGAGGAAUCACACUUACAAAGACUGCCCAGAAAGGAACAACACUUCAACAGGAGCAGUUUUUACAACCGAUAGAGACUCCGUAGUUACACUGCAAGAAACACAAGAGGAAGUCCAACAUGCUUCAUUGAUGAAUCACUGGUCCCAAAAUCCUGUCUAAAUGCUAUCAAAACAUCAAAUUUUCGUGGUUUAGGAAAUAAUCAACUUAAAACACGUGGCCAGUUGAGAUGUCGAAUUAAAUUCAAUGAUCAAAUUAAAGAACACACAUUUCACAUUCUCAGUGCAGGGAGCAUGGUUUGGCCAUUAAUUAUCGGACGUGACUUACUUAUGAAAUUUAAUAUCCGUCUCACACAAAUCAAAUUUAAAUACAAUAAAGAUGAAUUAAUGAAUAUAAAUA